Messenger RNA from Colletotrichum higginsianum IMI 349063, 2487 nucleotides. Its product is annotated as Pentatricopeptide repeat domain-containing protein. Lineage: Eukaryota; Fungi; Ascomycota; Sordariomycetes; Glomerellales; Glomerellaceae. The coding region runs from base 1 to 2487 and encodes 828 amino acids. The record is from RefSeq and is a predicted model, not a curated record. Gene Ontology annotation, molecular function: protein binding. The transcript has a single exon.
AUGCUGGCGUCGAGGACGGUAUGCGCCCAGUGCCGUCCGAGGCUUCUGCCCAGCGCAGCGACCCUCGGAACGAUCCGACCGAGUUCGACCGCGAGCUUUCCGGCCGCCGCCGCCGCCGCCACCGCGACCGCGAACCCUGCGAGACCGACGGCCCAGCCACGCCACGUCAGGCCAUACAACAUACCGCCGAAACGCAGCGCCGACGGCGACCAGAGCGCGAGGCAGAGGGCGCUGGACCUCUUUGAAGAGACCAUCAGCAGCGAACCGCGGGCGUCGCCGGUGACGAGCCAAGAUGUCAACCAGCUCUACCGGCUCGCCGACGAACUCGACACGAUCACGCAGAACAAGAAGGGGCUGCCCGAGGCGGAGGUUGCGGUAAAAACAUACGAGCUGAUAUCGACGAGAAUUCUUCCGGCAUUACGGGCCUCGGGUUCCCCCUUGCCAACGGUUGUCAAGACGAAAGCAACCCUGGCCAUGCACCAGAUCGCGAAUGUCAAGUUUUCGAAUAUCGACAAUGCGGACCUGCCCAGCACUGCCGGAAUCUGCAAGGUCUACGCCGACCUGGGCAACUUGAGAGUGGUGAAGAGAUUGGAGCUCAUCAACAGCCUCCUGCGGGCAAUAGUGUCGUCCCCGUCCGGGUCGGGGACCCGGUGCGUCGAGGAACGGCUGCUGGACGAUCUUGUGGAAUGCUGGAAACACUUUUCGGGCAUGAGGCGCGCCGACAGCGGCUUGGCCUCGGAGGCAAAGUUCUGGCUCACCACCAGGCCCGACAUGCGAGGGGUCGAGCAGCCCGUCAGGCUCUUCCGCGCCCUGUUCCCCUUGUUUGCAAUCAACGAGCUGCGGGGCAGCGGCGCCGCCCUCGUGACCACGUUCGUCCUGCUCUCCGAGUCCAGGCACAUGCUGACCAGGGCGAGGGAGGAGGCGCAGCCGCUGCUGGAAGCAUUGGACCCCAUCGUGAAGCGAUUCGACCAGGAGAUGCUGCGUCAGAUGUUUGAGGGCUACCCCGAACUGUGGAGCCACGUCCAGCCCAGGGCAGACUGGCGGGUGACGCGAAUGGCACACGAGGCCUGGAAAGAGCCGGGCACGCCUCCCGUCGAGAGCAGCCCGAGCCGUGCCCGGUCGCCGGGGCUCUUCUCGUAUGCUCAGUGGCACAAGCGGUUCGACGUGGCCUUCCGUUCGAACGACCACGCGGCGGCGCAGCAGGCCUGGAGGGACCUCGUCGAUCCGGCGAACGACGCCCACCGCGCCCAGAGACUGCGCGACUCCCCCGAGCUGCUCGACUACAUCCUGUUCCUCGCCUGCAGCAAAUGGGCCGUGGACGCCGAGGGCUUCUCCAAGAUGACUGCCAACGUGUUGGCGUACAUGAGAGAGGUGGAGUCCGCACCGACGAUCAGGACCUACACGUCGAUGAUGAAGGGCUGGAAGCAAGCCAGGCGGCUGGACCCGAUUGAGAAGCUGUGGGCCUCCAUCACGGCGUCGGGGGUGAGGCUGGACGAGCAUAUCUGGACGACCAGGAUAGCGGCGCUUGGCCAUCUGAGCCACGAAAAGGCCGGGCUGGCGGCGUUGAAGGAGAUGGAGACGGUGUGGAACACGGCCGUGAAGAAGGGCACCCAGAACACCGCGGUCGAACCCGGGAUCGCGAGUGUGAACGCGGCCAUCUCCGGGCUGCUCAAGCAGGACCGCAUGGAGGUGAUCCGCGCGGUGCUGGCGUGGGCGAUAGAGAGGGGCAUCGAGCCCAACAUCUUCACGUACAACAUGCUCCUGGCGCGGAUGCUCAAGAAGGGCGCCUCCGACGAGGCGGACAGGAUCCUCUCCAGCAUGCGGAGCGCGGGCUUGGCCCCCGACGCCGCCACCUUCACAAUCAUCCUCGAGGCGGCCCUCGAGGAUCUACCCGACCAGGCGCCCGCGGAGCAGCGGGAGACCAUCGACAAGGUCUUCUCGGAGAUGGCCGCCUGCGGCAUCGAGCCCAACCAGGAGGCGUUCGCCAAGAUGCUCCACGUCCUCGUCAAGGCCGGCGACGCCGCGGAGCACUCGGUGGCCGCCGUUCUCGCCCAGCUGCGCAGCACCGGCAUGCAGCCGUCGACCGAGAUCUGCACGAUCCUGGUCGAGUACUACGCCAGCCGCGAGCGGCCGGACCUCGACUCCCUCCGCGCCCUCGUCGCCGACCGCCGGUCUCGCACGCGCGCCCUGACGGACCGCGUCUUCUGGGAGAGCGUCAUCAAGCACUACCACCGCGCCGGCGACCUGGACAGCGCGCUGGAGAUCGUGUACGACCUGGACGACUGGGGCAUCUGGCCCGCGCUCCCGCUGCUGGAGCCCCUGCUGCGGGAGCUGAUCCGGAGGCAGGACUGGGACGGCGCCAAGAUGUUGGUCGACACGGUUCGCAAGCAGGCCCGACCCCAGGCGGCGGCGGCGGCGGGGAACAAGGGCGGACGGUACUGGAACCACGGGUUCUGGGCUGCCGCCAAGGAUUACGAGCUGUUUUGA